GCGGCUCUCGCUCUGCACAAAGGCUAUGAAUGAAGUAUAUUAAUUUACAGUCUAUUUAUCCACCGCGUAUCUUCUGCCCAGGUGCCCCGAGGGAAGGUGUAACAGGAAGCACAAGCAUUGAAACAGAAAGAAAAUCGCGGCAUCUGGCUGUUUCCAGCUCCUGGACGUGUUUGGAUUAGAUUUGUUUUUAACUCGAAGAUUUCUCUGCUUCUAAAAGAAGCUCUUUCGCAGUUUAAACUUCACCCCCCCCCCUCCCCCUUUAAACCCUAGUGUGUCCCCCCCGAUAUUUCUUUUAGCUCCGCGCUGUUUUAAAGUCCGACCACUGGCGCGUAGGUACCGCGUGGAGUCGAUGUUCCCAGGGCUUUUAGAACAAGUACAGAUUGCUUACACCAAUGCGUGGUAAAGCUGACGGGAGAAACCUGUGACAGUUAGCGGGAGCCUCCCUGUGUCGCGGCCACUGGUUCGAUUCCCACACCCCUCCCUCUCCUCCCCUCCCCUCCCUCUCUGUUUACACUCGCAGAGAGAGAGAGAGAGAGAGAGAGAGAGAGAGAGAGAGAGAGAGAAGAAAAACACAGACCCCCUUUUUUAACACAAAAAAUCCCCUUGUGAUGCAAUGACGUUAUAUGGAGAUCGCCUCUCUAAAGGCAGCGAGUGAGUCACUUUCAGAGCUGUAAACAGACUCGAUGCCAGCCACAAUAUAGGAAGGCGAGAAGAGUUCACAGUCGGGAGAGCGUUUGCAUGCGCCAGUGUGAAGUCAUCUCGGUUGGAAGAGUUGAGUAGGUGCAGAUGGUUUAAAUCGUGCGCCCGGAGAGAGAGAUUUUCGGGGAAUCACCAGGAUAGCCCUCUUGCGCCUCGGCAGCAUUCAUUCGCUCACCCAUUGAAAUGGUUCGCCUCUCCGUCCCGCUCCGCACUGCACCAACACUCGCCGAACGGAGGUACCGGAUUCCGGCUUCCCAACCGAGCAACUAACUCUCAGAUCUAAUGCAAUAUUGCCAAUCAGGUCUACGAUGACGGCGGGGAGAAGACCACUCAUGAUGCUCUUCCUGUGUCAAGUUCUGUUCGGCGGCUCGGCGGGGCUCAUCCCCGAGGUCGGCCGCAAGAAGUUCGCCGAGCAACGGGGCAGCUCGAAGGGGAGCAGCCCGCUGCAGACCGAGGGCAUGCUGCAGGAGUUUGAGAUGCGCCUACUCAACAUGUUCGGCCUCCGGCGGCGCCCUCAGCCCGGCAAGAACCCUGUCAUCCCGCAGUACAUGGUGGAUCUGUACAAGUUGCACGUCGGCGAAGAAGCUCAUCGGCACGGAGGCGCUUCUGGCCUCUCCCAUUUCCCCGACAAACCGGCCAGCCGAGCCAACACAGUCAGGAGCUUCCACCACGAAGAACCAUUGGAAGAGUUGCCGGGAGCCAGAGGAGAGACGACACGCCGCUUUCUCUUUAAUUUGAACUCAAUCCCGAAGGAGGAGCUGGUCACCUCUGCGGAGCUGCGGAUCUACCGGGAGGAGGUGCGGGAGGCCUGCGCCAACGCCAGCGCCAGCGGUGGUGGCCACCACCGCAUCAACGUCUACGAGAUCCUCAAGCCGACGGCGCCCUCCGGCCACGACCCCAUCACCCGGCUGCUGGACACUAAGCUGGUGCGGCACAACGCCAGCCGGUGGGAGAGCUUCGACGUCAGCCCGUCGGUGAUGAGGUGGACGGCGCAGGGCCAGCCCAACCACGGCUUCGUGGCCGAGGUUGUCCACUUGGACCACCAGGGGUGCCGGCCCUCCAAGAGGCACGUCAGGGUGAGCCGCUCCUUGCACCGGGACGUGGAGAGCUGGCCCCGGGUGCGGCCUCUGCUGGUGACGUUCAGCCACGAUGGCAAGGGGCACACCCUGGAGAAACGUGUGCGACGCCAGGCCAAGCACCACAAGCAGAAGAAGAGGCUCAAGUCCAGCUGCAGGCGACAUCCUUUAUAUGUGGAUUUCAACGACGUGGGGUGGAAUGACUGGAUAGUGGCACCCCCGGGAUACCACGCUUUUUACUGUCAAGGAGAGUGCCCUUUCCCCCUGGCGGACCAUUUAAACUCUACCAACCAUGCCAUCGUGCAGACUCUGGUCAACUCAGUGAACGCAAACAUUCCCCGGGCUUGCUGCGUCCCCACUGACCUGAGCCCCAUCUCCAUGCUCUACCUCGACGAGCAGGACAAAGUGGUGCUGAAGAACUACCAGGACAUGGUGGUGGAGGGCUGUGGCUGCCGCUAAAGCGGGAGACUCUUAUCGCCGAGCGGAAAAAUUAAAAAAAUCAAAAAAUUAAAAAAUAAAAACCUUGACACUUUACUCUUUCCCAAUGAAGACGCUAUUUAUGUUUAAAAAAAAAAAAAGAUUAACAAAAUAGGAACAUCUAUUUUGAAAAUAUAUUUAUGUCUACUUUAAAAGAAAUUGGGAAAAUAAAUAUUUUAACCAGAGAAUUGUUCCUGUUAAAUGAUGUUUAAUUGUAUUUCAGAUGUACAUGUUUAUAUGGGUCUAACUCCCCCACAUAUGAAGUAUAAUGGUCAAAUUCUUAUUUUGUAUUUAUUGUUUAUUGUAACCACUUUUAGAAAAUAGCUAAUUUGUAUUUAUAUGUAAUCAAAGAUAAAUAUAGGGUCUGUACAUAAAUUGUCGAUCCACAUUUGUCUGAAGUACAUAUGGUUUGAAAGAAAACUGGCAGUGAAAAAAACCUUUCUUCUCAGCUGGGGACAGGCGAAGUAAGACUCUAAAAAUGCUUCCGAGCUUGUAGCGACACGAGUCCACUCAUUUCAAAGUGUUCUCUGACAUGUGGCACAUUAAAAUUUUUGGCAUAGCAAUCUUGAAAAGCUUACCGAUAAUAAGAUGAAGGGUUUAGGGGAUUGGAAUGCAUACAAGAGUAAUUGUAGCAAAAUCUAAAUAGCAAAACAGUGUAAAAUAACACAGGGGCUGCUCCUUGUAGUUUACAGGUGGGUAAAUUAGACAGAGGCCACAGGCAAAAUGGACCCGUUAUUCAACUUCGAGUGAGAUCAAGCGUAAAUACUUAGAGAGAGAGAGAGAGAGAGAGA
Messenger RNA from Amblyraja radiata (thorny skate), 3043 nucleotides. RefSeq names its product bone morphogenetic protein 2. Lineage: Eukaryota; Metazoa; Chordata; Chondrichthyes; Rajiformes; Rajidae. The record is from RefSeq and is a predicted model, not a curated record. Gene Ontology annotation, cellular component: extracellular region. Gene Ontology annotation, molecular function: cytokine activity; growth factor activity. The transcript has 3 exons. Bases 1008 to 2234 code for a protein of 408 amino acids.